AACGCCGGCUCGGUCGGUACAGUAGGCGCGGUCAGUUUCAUAACACUUUCGUUUCGUCCGCUUACAGAUUCAGGCUAAGAAACUCGCUCAUGGAUAAAAAGAAAAAUUGUCGAACUGCGCCGUAAACAGCUAACCAGCAGCUUCAAAGUUGGCCAAGCACGUACUAUCUUUUCGUUCAGUUUCAAUAAAUUUAAUGUCAAUCGAAGAUGAGCACCAACAUUUUACGAUUAACCGGCAAGCGGUACAUUUCGAUUUUAAGCCGCGUAUGGUCGGGAGCCAACGGUUCGAAUAAAAACUCCGAACAAACGUUGCGCAAAGCACUUCAGAGUAAAUUCCCGCAGGCUAAAAACGUUGUGGUCAGUGACAUAUCGGGUGGAUGUGGCUCGAUGUACGAAAUUUACGUUGAAACGGAAGAAUUCAAGGGUCUCUCGACGGUUAAACAGCAUCGGCUGAUAACCGAAACACUUAAAAAGGAAAUUAAAGAUAUGCACGGAUUAAGGAUACAUACGUCUAUUCCUGAUGAAUAAAUAGCUUUUAGUGUCCUAGAUACCUGAUUCAAUUUAUUCCCAAAAUCUGUUACACAAAUUUUUGUAAGGAAAAUAAAGGUAGAAUAACUUACGUA
Wyeomyia smithii (pitcher-plant mosquito) is the source of this 622-nucleotide messenger RNA. RefSeq names its product bolA-like protein 3. NCBI's taxonomy places the organism in Eukaryota, Metazoa, Arthropoda, Insecta, Diptera, Culicidae. The transcript has 3 exons. The record is from RefSeq and is a predicted model, not a curated record. Bases 207 to 527 code for a protein of 106 amino acids.